AUAACUCCAGCAGAGGUGCACCCCAAAUUGGCGGGAGUUCCAAAUUCCGUUUGGGCAAAGGGUAAACAUGAUGUGGGCCUAAUAAAGAAUGCUGAACCAGUGGUGAUCACCCCCAAAUCGGAUUUCAGGCCUAGGCAGACCCAGUAUCCACUCAAACCAGAAGCAAUUGCAGUUAAGAAGGCAAGAAAAUCGUCUCAGCCCGAUGAGUGGAGGUUUGUCCAAGAUCUGCAAGCAGUCAAUGCUGCGGUUGUUCCGCGCGCACCUGACGUCCCUAACCCAUACACCAUUUUGGGCCAGGUGCCCGCUGACAGUAAGUGGUUUUCAGUGGUGGAUCUAGCAAAUGCGUUCUUUUCUAUUCCUAUACAUAAAGACAGCCAGUAUUGGUUUGCCUUUAUGUAUGAUGGUCGUCCAUACACUUUCACUCGUUUGUGCCAGGGUUACUGUGAGUCCCCAACCAUAUACAACCAGUGCCUUAGAGACAGCCUCGCUUCGUUAACUUUGUCACCGAGAUCAGCUUUGCUGCAGUAUGUUGACGAUUUAAUGAUUUGUGCCCCAACUAAAGCUCAAUGUGAGGAUGACACCAUAAUGCUACUGCGACACCUCGCUAAGGAAGGUCAUAAGGCUAGCCUCACAAAAUUACAGUUUGCAAAACAGAAGGUGCAUUUCUUGGGGCAUGAUAUCACAGGGGAGGGAAAAACGCUGUCUGCGGACAGAGUCUCAGCUAUUCAGAAAAUUCCCAAGCCGAUCACUGUGAAACAAGUUUUGUCAUUUUUGGGUAUGUGUUCCUAUUGCAGAGCAUUCAUUCCGAAUUAUUCCAUCCUGGAAAGUCCAGUGAGAGAGCUCGUGCACGGUUCGUCCCUCACUGCUUCAUCACCUGUCGUAUGGACACCAGAAGCUGAAGAAGCAUUCCUGGCCCUAAAAGGCGCCCUGCAGACCACACCCACACUGGGACUGCCUGAUCCCAAUAAACCAUUUGUUCAAACUGUAGAUGAAAAGAAGGGCUUUAUGACCUCUGUUCUUUUGCAGAAACACGGGGAUAGAUUGAGACCUGUAGCUUACUUCUCCAGCAGGCUGGAUCCAGUGGCGGCUGGACUUCCUGUUUGCCUGCGUGCAGUUGCUGCAGCUGAAAAGGCGGUAACUGCCUCCAGAAAUAUUGUGGGGUAUUCUAACCUCACCCUUUUGGUCCCACAUGCUGUCUCCCUGCUUCUGUUGGAGAAAAAGACGUCACAUUUGUCAGCACAGAGAUGGUUGAAGUAUAACACAGUCAUACUUGAUAUGCCUAACAUCACUGUGAAACGUUGUACUGUUCUGAAUCCUGCCUCUCUUCUCCCUACAGAGGACGAUGGAGAGCCACAUGACUGUGUUGCUCUCACUAACGAUUUUUGUUCCCCCAGGGCAGACUUAAAGAGCGACCCUUUGGAAAAUCCAGACAUGAUCCUCUAUGUGGAUGGUUCAGCCUCCAGAGACCCAGAGACGGGAAAGAACAAAGUAGGUUUUGCCGUAGUCUCAGAUCACGAGGUCCUCAAGGCGUCACGUCUGCCCUCGAACCUGUCGGCGCAGGCUGCAGAGCUCUGUGCCCUCAUUGAGGCAUGCAAAUUGGCGGCAGGGCAAUCUGUCAAUAUUUUUACGGACAGUAGGUAUGCAUUUGGCGUUGUGCACGAUUUUGGCACCAUUUGGAAACAUAGAAAUUUUCUCACUAGCACAGGAUCUCCCAUUGCACAUCAUAAAUUGGUCUCUGAGUUGUUGGAUGCUGUUCUACUCCCUAGAGCUAUUGCUGUGUGUAAGUGUGCUGCCCAUACUAACAAUACUGAUCUUGUGUCUCAAGGGAAUGCCAGGGCGGACGUGGCAGCUAAGUGUGCAGCCUCGGCUUCCAGUUCACCCUCUAACCUUGCCUUUCCUCAGGUUUCUACCCCUUGUUUACAGCUAGCGGACCUUCAGAGCACUGCCACCCAGGACGAGAGACGAGUCUGGAAACAGGCAGGCUGUAUCCUUGCAAACUCGGUCUGGGUUUGUCCCUCGGGCCGUCCCUGUCUACCAAAAUACAUGUUCCCUUUCUAUGCAAAAUUGGCACAUGGGCUCACCCAUGUGUCAAAAGGGGGGAUGGUAGCAGAAGUAACAAAGAGAUGGUUCACAAAGGGGUUUUCAAAUUAUGCUGCAAAAUUUUGCAAGCAAUGCUUGAUAUGUGCACAACAUAAUGCAGGUCAAGGUAUCAGACUAACUCAAGCAGCACACCCAAUACCAGACAAACCAUUUGAUCACCUCCAAAUGGACUUUAUUGAACUGACACCUAGUGAAGGGAAAAGGUACUGCCUGGUAAUAGUUGACAUGUUUUCAAAAUGGGUAGAAGUAUUCCCCACAGCUAAACAAGACUCAGAGGCAGUAGUCAAAGCACUCCUGAGAGAUGUAAUUCCUAGGUGGGGUAUACCUAGCAAAAUCUCAAGUGACAAUGGAACACCCUUUGUUAAUGCAGCCCUAAAGAAAAUAGGAGCAUUCCUAGGGAUAGACCUGAAACAACAUUGUGCCUAUCAUCCUGCCAGUGCGGGAGCAGUAGAGAGGGAAAAUGGGUCACUUAAAAAUAAACUAAGCAAAGCUUGUGCAGAAACAGGGCUAGGAUGGACAAAGGUCCUCCCUGUAGCACUCACACAAAUGAGGAUGCAAACUAGGCCUAAACAUGGGUUAAGCCCAUUCGAAAUUCUGUUUGGACGAGUACCCAACACGGGGAUAGGGCUAGCUCAAGGAACACUGCCGGACACCACACUGUGUGAUGAUGCAAUGUUGAAUUACUGUGCAACGUUGUCCUCUGCUUUGAAAUCUAUCCACAAACAGGUAAAAGAAGCACUUCCCAAACCCGCUGAGGGACCUCUGCACGAUCUACAACCAGGGGAUUGGAUCGUGGUGAAGGAUUUCCGACGAACCAAGUGGAACAAGCCACGGUGGAACGGCCCAUUCCAGGUCCUGCUCACGACCCCAACGGCAGUGAAAGUCACAGGCAGAGUGACGUGGAUCCACACUAGCCACUGCAGGAGGGUUCCUGAACCGGCUAAGCAGGAGGGAAAAGAAGGCCUAAGUGACCCAGAUGCUGACUAAAGCUCGAGGAGAAAGAAGUGUUAAUUAAGUACAUCUGAGGACAGAACCCCAACCAUAAGGUGGGACAAGUGGUAACCCGAGACUCAGGAGGAGAGGUAAGCGAUUGUCAUUCAGAAGGUGCCCUACAUGACC
Molecule: messenger RNA, 3219 nt
Organism: Neoarius graeffei (lesser salmon catfish)
Lineage: Eukaryota; Metazoa; Chordata; Actinopteri; Siluriformes; Ariidae
Product: protein NYNRIN-like
Exons: 2
Coding region: 394-3087 (897 amino acids)
Biological process (GO): DNA integration
Molecular function (GO): nucleic acid binding; RNA-DNA hybrid ribonuclease activity
Source: RefSeq, a predicted model, not a curated record